Bactrocera tryoni is the source of this 2819-nucleotide messenger RNA. It is a transcript of the gene rec, whose product is annotated as DNA replication licensing factor REC. The coding region runs from base 71 to 2662 and encodes 863 amino acids. Gene Ontology annotation, molecular function: single-stranded DNA helicase activity; single-stranded DNA binding; ATP binding. The transcript is spliced from 5 exons. NCBI's taxonomy places the organism in Eukaryota, Metazoa, Arthropoda, Insecta, Diptera, Tephritidae. Gene Ontology annotation, cellular component: nucleus; MCM complex. The record is from RefSeq and is a predicted model, not a curated record.
GUAUGCGCGGGUUUAUAUCGAAUUUAAAUCGCUGUUUUUUAAAGUAAAUCACAUAAUUGAAGUGUAAAAAAUGAAUCCGCCGCCCGCGCGACCUACAGGACGCUUUAUACGCGGCCGCGGACGAGGUGGAGGUGCUUAUCGUCCGUAUUUUUAUUUUCGUCGCAACGGACGUACGAUACCAGCUGGUGGACGUGGAAAUACUGAUGCACCGGCUCGUGCAAAUUACUCAGGCUGCCGUGGGCAAAGACGCGGAGCAAUGCAAAAUAAUUAUUUUACCCACCCACCGAAUGUAGUAUUAGAUUCGUCUUUUCUGCGGCCAGAAUGCUAUGCUGCACCUGAUGAUAUCCAAAACACCGUUCAAAGUUUUCGUGCGGAUAUGCCCCCAUAUUGCCCCGGCUGGCAUUUAUAUUUUCCACAAGAUCCCUAUAAUGAAACAUCAGAGCUAGCAAAUCGUAUUAAAGCAGUUGAAGAGUAUUUUAUAAAAAAUCAAGAGACUUAUGUAUUUAAAAAAAUACAACACGAAAAGUACUUUAAUUUGGAGGCAAUACAUGUUUGUGGCGACAAGGCACUUACAACUGUUUGGCCUAAGUUGAAAGAAGAUAUGCUGGAGCGAACGUCACGUACUCUAGCAACAUUUGCCGUCGCCAUGCACAAAGCAGUAACAAUGUCUGCCGUAAAUAGUGCAACCAGUCAGCUGGCCAGUAGCAGUACCGCUUAUGUGCCUCGUUGUACUUUACCACGAAAAAUAUACGUACGACCGAACGGUUUUGCGGAAAUUAAUUUAAUUUCACACUUGAAUAGAACGAUGAUAGGGAACUUAUGCAGUGUACGCGGAGCUGUGUCUGCCAUAGGCAUAGUAGAAGCGGCGGCCACAUGGAUAGCAUAUAAAUGUCCGCGCUGUGGACAGGAGCAAGCAAUGAGACAAACCGGAUUUUACAUAUCACGACCGCAUAGCUGCAAAAGAGAAGGCUGUCUCGCGAAGAAGAAUUUUAUAGAACAGCGUUCCUCACCUUACACACGGAUCACACCACAGCAAAUUAUACAACUUCAGGAGGCCAAUCUACAAGCGCCUAUUGACAGAGAAUACGAUUCAUCAAGCAUGCUUGAUGUCGAGUUAAGAUACGAUUUGGUUGAUACGCUCGUAGCAGGUGACGAGGUCAUUAUUUGUGGCAUAAUUAAAAUACGUACAUUGGACGACGAGCAGAAUGCAAAUCCACGUUCCUCUGUAACCACAAGUAAAAUCUACAUGAAAGCAGUUUCCAUUAAGAAAGUAAAACAUUUGGGACACACAUUCACUCAGCGAGAUAUGGAUGCAAUUUCCAUGAUAAACUCUGAGCCUGAUAGUUUUAAGCUUCUAUCACAUUCAGUUGCGCCUGAGUUACAUGGACAAGAGAUAGUGAAAGCAGGUAUUUUGCUAUCACUCUUUGGUGGCGCUGGUUCACAAAUACACGAAGAGUCUGAGAUUAACGUCUUAUUAGUGGGUGAUCCUGGUAUUGGCAAAUCCCAUUUGCUCGAGAUGUCUGCAAAAAUUUCAGAAAAAGGCACUUUCCUCAGUGGCAAACAUUGGUCUCCCGCCACACAGUCUUUAACUACCGCACUUCAAGGUCGUACAAAUCACAUUCUCAGUUCGGGUGCACUCACUAUUUCCAAAACAGGCCAUUGCGCCAUCGAUGAUAUAGAUCGUUUAGCUUCCCAACAGGAUGCUUUAGUGCAAAUAAUGCAGUCGAAAAUGGUCUCACUACCAUUCUCAAAUUUAUAUGCAACUAUAGCUAUGCCGACAUCUGUUAUUGCAGCCGCAAACCCACUUCGUGGUCACUACGAUCACUCGCGACUACUCACCGACAACACACGUUUGAGCAGUGCAUUACUCCAGCAAUUUCACUUAGUAUUUCUGCUAUUGGAUAAGUCGAACAAAGACUUGGACACCUCAUUAACAGAUCACAUUAGAGCAAUGCACGACGGCAUAAAGAAAAAUGCUGCGAUUGCACAACGCUUCGACAGAAAACCGAAAACGAAUAACUCCAUGAACUUAUCACUGGGUGAUGAGGAAUUGGAUGAUGAGCAAUAUGACUUAAGUGCGCGUUUAAAGCUAAAAUACGAUGAUUUCAAAGAGGAGGAACUAGAUUUGCUGCCGCCCAUAUUGCUGAAGAAAUUCAUAGCAUAUGCACGCCAACAAUUGCGUCCUUUAUUGAACGCUGAAGCUGCCGAAGCGCUUAAAACCUUUUAUAUGAGCUUGCGUGACAAAGUAGACGAAGAGCAAAGUUACAGUGUAUCAACAAGCCACCUUGAGGGUCUAAUCCGUCUCGCACAAGCACGUGCGCGUGUCGAUUUCUCCGAAGAAGUUACGAGACUUCACGUACGUGACGUUCUCUGCAUCGUACGGCACAGUAUAGCGGAUACGGCGCUGAGCGAUUAUGUCGAUAGAAAUCCAGCCACGGCUACCGCGUCCACCAGUCAACGGGGUACGGUGAAGAAAUUCAUACAAAUGCUGCAGUUGCGUUCCAGUGCAUUGGGCAGACGAAUAUUCGACUACGACGAAAUUAAGGAUAUGGCGGGACGAGCCGGGAUCUCGUGUGGCGUUAGCAAUUUGGUGGAAAUGGUGAACCUGCAGGGUUACCUGCUGAAGAAGGGUCCGAAUAUGUAUGAAGUGAUGACCGAUUAGCCGCUGAUAUGAAUAUGUGUAUUAUUAUGUUUGAAUUAUGCUAAUAUACAUAUAAAUAUGAUGUAAGAUGACCAUAUUCUUUAAUUUUCUAUAUCAUCAGAUAUGUAAAUAGUGACUUUAAGUUUAAAUACACAUUCUUGAAUACAUUUUAAUUUGA